CUUAUUCUUUGUGUCUCUCUCCUCCAGACCCCAGAUGAUCCAGCAGAUGGAGGGGGGUGCCGCUGCUGCCCCCGCCCCCAACCCUCUCUCCGAUCUCUCCUCCCCCCUAACCCCUCCUGUGACCUCUGACCCCCCUCCCUCUCCGUACCCCCGGCCCUCUGCCAGCCCCUCCAUCAGCGAAGACCAGUUUGGGUGCCACUGUUGCUACGACGUCCUGGUCAACCCGACAACGUUGAACUGUGGUCACAGCUUCUGCCGCCACUGCCUGGCUCUCUGGUGGGAGUCGAGUAGGAAGACUGAGUGCCCCGAAUGCAGGGAAAAGUGGGAGGGCUUCCCCAAAGUCAACAUCCUGCUGAGGUUAUUGUUGAUGCUCGGUGAUGAGGAGCUGACCAGAGCUCCCUAUAACAUAGACAACCAGGCCCACAGGAGAGCCAUGAUGGCUGAACUGGAGAGGAUCAAGGAACUGGGGGUCAAGCCACCUCAGAACCUCUGGGAAUACAAGGCUGUGAAUGCAGGUAAAUCUCUGUUCCUGCUCUAUGCUUUGAAGAGUUCUCCUCGCCUCACCAUCCUCUACCUCUACCUCUUCGACUACUCCGAAACCUUCCUCCCCUUCCUGCACACCUGCUGUCCCGCCCUCUCACGCACCAGCGAGCCAAUGGAGGACAGCCUCCCCCUCAACCACCAGGGGCACCCCAGCUGGCGCCAGUGGGCGGAGUUCCUAGUUAAGUACCUCCUCCUUCCGUACCAGCUGAUCGCUGAGUUUGCCUGGGAUUGGCUGUCGGUUCACUACUGGACGUCACGGUUCAUCAUCGUCAACGCCGUGCUGCUGUCUGUGCUGGAGGGCUGUGUCCUGUGGAGGUUCUAUAACCGAGCUGAGAUCAGGAGUCUCCCUCAGAAGAUGUGGGGUCACCUGUGGAGGAUGUCCUCCCAGGGUUUUGCCUUCGCCCUGUUCUGGCCGGUGGUCCCUCAGUUUGUGUGUAACUGUCUGUUCUACUGGGCUCUGUAUUUCAACCCCAUCAUCAACAUAGACCUGGUGGUGCAGCAGCUAAUGCACCCGGACACACGGGGGCCGUGAAGGACUGGCCGGCUCCUACGAAGGGCACUAGUUCUGAGUCUCUAUGGGGUAGUGCACUACUUCUGAGUCCCUAUGGGGUAGUGCACUACUUCUGACCAGAGUCCCUAUGGGGUAGUGCACUACUUCUGACCAGAGUCCCUAUGGGGUAGUGCACUACUUCUGACCAGAGUCCCUAUGGGGUAGUGCACUACUUCUGACCAGAGUCCCUAUGGGGUAGUGCACUACUUCUGACCAGAGUCCCUAUGGGGUAGUGCACUACUUCAGAGU
This is a messenger RNA of Oncorhynchus keta (chum salmon), 1342 nucleotides long. Its product is annotated as bifunctional apoptosis regulator-like. The transcript is spliced from 5 exons. Lineage: Eukaryota; Metazoa; Chordata; Actinopteri; Salmoniformes; Salmonidae. Gene Ontology annotation, biological process: proteasome-mediated ubiquitin-dependent protein catabolic process. Gene Ontology annotation, molecular function: ubiquitin protein ligase activity. Bases 35 to 1075 code for a protein of 346 amino acids. Gene Ontology annotation, cellular component: nucleus. The record is from RefSeq and is a predicted model, not a curated record.